Messenger RNA from Lecanosticta acicola, 2433 nucleotides. Lineage: Eukaryota; Fungi; Ascomycota; Dothideomycetes; Mycosphaerellales; Mycosphaerellaceae. The record is from the annotation of a GenBank genome assembly.
AUGCCGGUCAUGGACGGCUUGUCGGUGACUCUGCUCACGGAGACUUAUGGGACACCAAGUGUUUGCCAGACCCAUGCAAAUGGGCGGACCAUCCAACAAAUCUAUGCCACGCCGGGAAACCAAUUCCAAGUAUCCGUCGAAAUCGAGGACUAUGUUGCUCGUGCCCCUGAAGACGAUUUCAUCGUCACGAUCGAAUACUACGAUACCCGUCUGAACAGCCAGACUUGGCGCAUACACAAGAAAGCAGCACUGCAAAAGAAACACGUUUUUGAGGCCCUGACAUCCUGGAACGAAGAUGGAGUGCCGCGUGCUUCUCCAUUCAAGAUACCGGCACCAUCUAAGCGUAGCUCAGAUGGCCUUGGACACAAUGCAACGUCUCCCGCGACCCCUACUUCGCCUGGUAUCUUCGUACGGAUCUUUCAGGGAAACAUCGACCAUAAGCCCGCGCAGCCUCGUGGACGGAGGCGAUCACUUAUUCCACCAGCAUAUUCGUGGCCGCUGCUCAAUGCCAAAGUCGUGGCCAUUAUCGACCCCGAACGGCUUCACCCACAGAGCCUGGAAAGGCAAUGGGUGUUCGAGUUUCGAGUUCUGACAGAAGUGGAAAGAGCACCUCAUAUGGGCCAUGUCUCUUCAUUCUUGCAGCUUUCCGGAUACAGGUCCUAUGGCCUUUCGAAUGAAGGAAGCACACAUACGACGGCUCGAGAACCGGUGAAAACAGUCCCCAUUCAACACCGGAACGAUGAUCAACGUCCAACUCGCACGGCUUUCGAGGACGAGUCUAUUCCUGAGAAUUCUGACGCUCCAAGUAUUGCGGAGCAGAUGGUCCUGAAGUCACGUACUACGACCACACCACGUCAUGCUUCACCCCUAGCCAUUGCACACAACUUACACGAGGCACAGCCAAACUUGGUUACAGGGUCUUCAUACCGCGAGCAUUCUACCAUCGAGUCUUCUCCCCAUCGCGCCGAUACGCCACUGCAGGACGAUUUCAUUCCGUUGGACUUGUUGAGGUUCGACGAGCGACCGACACGGAAAGCCAAGCAACAGGGCCUGGAAAGAAUCCGGCACCUGUCGCAGGAUGCCAUUGCUUACGAGAAGGAGAGACGACAAGGGCGUUACGAUGACAUUGAUGCCCGGUAUCGCACAACAUCGGCGGAUCACUAUCGAGAUUGGAAUCCAAGACGUUUGCGGCGCAAGAAGUCGUCCGAUCCCGGCCGUGUGAAGCCUCAGCAAAACGCGUCUCGCGGACGGCGUGGGUUGGAAAUGUUUUAUGGAAGCCUGGAUAAUGAUGAAUUAGAGGAAGAGAUGGACGACGAAAUCGAGGACGAGGGCACCAAAAAUGAGGGUGAGUAUGACGACGAGGACGAGGACGAGAGUCAGGAUGAGGGCAGCGCUCCACGAGUUCAAAUUCCGCAGCACACAUCUGCCGAAGGAGACGCUCUCGAAGGUCAAGAGUGCGAUGAUCCAAUGUCAGGAUCUCGAAGCGACGAGAACGAACAUGAUGAAAUGGGCGAGAGAAAUCUAUUCGGGAGCCCGAUGAGUGUCGAUCGCGGACCGUCAAUCCUGUCCUCCCCACAGGACCAGACACAUACGGAGCUCUUUAGUUCACUUUCAAGUAGCUCUUCUGCUCCACGAGCUCAGAAACGAAAACGACACGCAAACAGUCGGGUUCUACCCUCUAGCGACGAUGAACGCUCGCCCUCACCGAGAAAGCGGUCAGAACCCUUUCUUGACAUCAGCCACAACUAUCUUGCUGCUACCUCAAGCUCGAUAGAUUUUGAGCAUCCCGAGGGUCCAAGCUGCAGCAACCAUUUGUCUCACGAAUACCACCAGGACUGCCAUGACGACGAGGAGGAGCCGCUUCUGAUUAAAGCAGAGACAAGCGAUAUGGAGGAGGAGAAAACGGUAAAACAGCGCAAGAUGGAGCUUCAAGCUCAGGAGUUAGAAUACCGGAAAGAUCCUGUGUCUCUAGCACCGAAGGCAGAGCAUAGUGGCGUGGAGAACGGAGGCAACUCGAAUGAACAUCCAAGCGAGGGUGCAGAAAAUCAGGAAGGAAGUGAAGAGGCCGACCAUACUGCAAACCAGAGCCAUGUCUCAGCCGUCAAUGACGAGCGAUAUUCGCAGGUCAGCCCUCAGUCAGGCCUGGCUGAACAUACAAUACCGGAGACUGGAGUUGAGGCUGUAUAUCCUCCAACUCCAGCCACCUUGCCAGAUGGUGACGUGACUCAAGCGGAGAUUGAGAAACACUCUGACAUCCUUUAUAAGGAGGAUGUGGAGCGGGAUCUGAGGCGACAAAUCCGAGAGAUUGAGCGCAAGGCAAUGCUAUUGGAACUGGAAGAGCUGGAUGUCCGUCGGAAGAGGAUAGAAAUAGAGUCGAAGAAAGUGGUGCUGACAAAGCACCUGUUGGACCUCGAUGACGAAGCUCGCAAUUGA